Messenger RNA from Nerophis ophidion (straightnose pipefish), 2211 nucleotides. It is a transcript of the gene tmprss2, whose product is annotated as transmembrane serine protease 2. Gene Ontology annotation, molecular function: serine-type endopeptidase activity; protein binding. Gene Ontology annotation, cellular component: membrane. The coding region runs from base 559 to 1959 and encodes 466 amino acids. The record is from RefSeq and is a predicted model, not a curated record. Gene Ontology annotation, biological process: proteolysis. NCBI's taxonomy places the organism in Eukaryota, Metazoa, Chordata, Actinopteri, Syngnathiformes, Syngnathidae. The transcript is spliced from 15 exons.
GAUUAAGAACAACACAUGACUCACUUCAAGACUUCUACUUGUAAAGGGUUACCUUUUUAUAUUCUAAGAAAACAGUUAUUUGAUGCUCAGUUUGAUGAAAAAAUAAGCAACAUGUUGUUUUUUCUGGUUGUAUUUUUGAGAUUUUAACUGAAUUGACCUAAUAACGCAUUGGAUGAAUUGGCCUUUUAUUCAUCUCGCCGCUGCUUUGGAAUGUAAUUUUAAGGAUUAGGUUUGUCGAUAACCGUUUGAAUAUGUGUUUGCUCUUGCCUUGGUUGAAGAGCUGAAUAAAUGGAGAGGCAUAAAAACAGGCUGGCUUGUGCACACAGUGAGAGAGAGAAAGGUGUGGUCGGGGCUGUUGAUUGCCAACAAAGUGACUAUCGGACAAAGCAGGUGUGAGGGGACACAUAUUCUGAUUGCUGAAGGAACAGACGGGAGAUUCCAAGGACCAUCUGCAAAAAAGCUACUGUGGUCAAGGUUCAUCUCUAUGGCAGCACUCGAGUGUUUUUAAGAAUUUCCGGCAAAAAUACACAUUGAAAAAGCUGCGUGGCCAGAUUCACCAUGGAUGUGGUUAAGCACGAGGAUACAAGACCACCGCCGUACGCCCCGCGGGCUGGGAUAUACCCCUCCCUCCCUCAAGCCACGCCAAGUUAUGUCAUCACUCACGCGCCCGAAAACACCUUACAGUCUACACCGCAGGAAAACGUCCAAAACAAAGGAAGAAAGAAAUGCAAAUGGAGCCGCAUCCUGCCCGUGUCCAUAUUUGUCCUCCUCAUCCUGGCGGUGCUCACUCUCCUGCUGUGGUACUUCUUGUAUUACCAAUGUGCAUUUGGGAGGGCCUGCUGGAACAGUGGGAAGUGUCUGAGCUUCUCCCAGUGGUGUGAUGGAGUCGUAGAUUGUCCUGACGGAGAGGACGAGUCCAAAUGCUUUCGUCUUCAUGGAAGCAACUUCCUGUUGCAGAGUUACUCGUCACAGAGCCAGUCGUGGAUGCCAGUGUGUGCUGACAAGUGGGACGACGACUACGGGAAACUUGUGUGCGAGGAGAUGGGUUACAAGAGCAAGGACUAUGUGACCUACAGCAAAACCAAUGCAGGUUCUUUGGCCUCCAAAGGCUUCAUGAAACUGGUGCCUGGAAGUGACAAGAAAUCACAUAUUCUAUCCCAGCUGUCUCACAGUCUAUUUUGCUUGCAGAAUACUGUUGGACUACGCUGUAUAGAUUGUGGAAAGACCAUUGCGGCCCCCAGCAGUCGCAUCGUAGGUGGUACAGAGGCUUCACAAGGAGCCUGGCCCUGGCAGGUCAGUCUCCAGUCUUUGAGUAGCAGGCACAUUUGUGGAGGCUCCAUCAUCAGCCCACUCUGGAUUGUCUCAGCUGCACACUGCUUUGAAGGUUCCUCAAACUCCUCAGAAUGGAUCGUCCGCUCAGGUGACGUCAGCUUGUUGGAAAUGAAAUUGUACAACGGCAACGAAGUUCGCCAAAUCAUCAGCCAUGAAAAGUUUGACUCUGAAACCAACGACAAUGACAUUGCUCUUCUGAAGCUGAAAAAACCUUUGACGUUUUCAAGGAAGGUAAAGCCGGUGUGUUUGCUUAACAAUGGCAUGGAGCUCAUGGCUGGAACUCCAGCUUGGAUUACAGGUUGGGGAAAGUUGAGGUCGUCUGGGCCACUUCCAGACAAACUCAAUCAGGCUCAGGUCACCAUUUACAACAGAGAGGACUGCAACAAACCCAACAUUUUGGAUGGCGCUAUCACUGAAACCAUGAUUUGCGCUGGGGAACUGAAGGGAGGCGUGGAUUCCUGCCAAGGCGAUAGUGGAGGACCCUUGGUGGUCAAGGAGGCAGACGUGUGGUGGCUGGUUGGAGACACCAGCUGGGGAAUUGGAUGUGCGUUAAAGAACAGGCCAGGGGUCUACGGCAACGUCACUCACUUUCUUGACUGGAUAUAUCGGCACACGCAGAGUGAAUGAUGCUGGUGAACAUGAAAGGCGGAUCUUAUGACUAUGAGCCUUUAAUGGCCAUACACACUAUGCACUUUGGAGUUGAAAUAUUGGUAAACACUGAAAGUUUCUGUUUGAACAAAUGUAUAUAAAUACAGAUUUUUUUCCCCACAAAAUAACAAAUGUAUACUUUUUGGUUUAUUUUUCAAUUUCCCUAAAAAAAUAUUUAAAAUGAAAAAUCUGGUUUGUAAUAAAUGGAUGUGUAGCUACAAGCUAAUGCAA